AUGGGAAUGCUGGUCCAGAAAGGUGCCGGCACGGCCACACUCCGCACCCUCAGCAUCCUCCUGAGCCUCCUGGUCCCUGCUCCUGCCACCCGUUCCCCUGACUGCGGGGGCAUCCUCACCCCCUCAGGACUGAGCUACUUUGCUGAAGUUUCCAAGCCUCAUGCAGAGACAGUCCUCAGGCAGGACCUGAUGGCCCCAGCAGCCCCAGAGACAUUUCUUGGCUCUCCAAAGCCCAGCAGGAACCAAAUCAAUUCUGUCACCGUGGCCGAGCUGUCCCUGUCGCUCAUCCCCCACGCGGGGCUGCGGCUCAGCAUCGAUGCCGACCUCAGCAUCUCCCCCACCCCCUCCACCACCACGGUAACGCGACUGUCCAUCCUGGCUGACCUCCACGUGGAGAUGAACCCUGAAGGGAACCUGGAGCUGGUGACCUCUGCCUGCAGACCCACCCUGGAGGGGUCACAGAGCACCGAGGAGAUGGCAAGCAAGUCCUCUGAUUCAGACCUGGACAAGGAGAUUAACAUUGAUAAGAUUUGCCUGGAAGUUUCCAAACUGCUGCUUUUGCCCAACGAACGGCUGAUAUCCCUGUCGGCCCAGUUCCCCAUAACACCAAGCUGCCAACUCCAGUAUUUGCCUCUGGCUGCGCCCAUGUUUUCCGAGCAGGGAAUCACCAUAUCCUUACAAACAAUUUUCCAGGUGGCAGGGAUGGCAGUCCCCCUGCCAGUCAGCCCCGUGCCCUUCAGCAUGCCUGAGCCAGUGAGCUCCAGCCCUUCCCACCUCAUCCUGGCUUUCUCUGAACACUUCUACACCAGCCUCUUCCUUGCCCUGGAAAUGUCUGGAACUUUCAACAUGACCCUCCUGAGCCCUCUGACCACCGUCACCUUGGCAGAGCACAUUCCCCAGAUGGGCUCCCUGUUCCAGGAGGACGUCCCGGUGCUGCUGCGAGCCGCGCUCCGCAGCUCCCCGCGCCUGGUGCUGGAGGAGGACAAGGCAGCCCUGAGGCUCUUCCUCACCGUCCGGGUCGGGACGGGAUCGCCAACUUUCCAGAACUUCCUGAGCAUCAAGGUGGACAUGGCUGCAGGGCUGCUCCUCAGCGUCACAGACACCAGGAUGAUGAUCUCUGCAGCUGGGACAGAGGAUCUUGAGCUCAGCCUGGCUGCCUCCAACGUGGGCCCUGUGCCGGCUGAUCUACUGGAGCAGUUAUUUUUGCCCACAAUCCGUGAGGAGGUUCCAGCUCAGCUGAGCGCGGUCCUGAGUGAAGGCGUGUUCCUGCCCCACAUCUUCAGCUUCACCUACACUGACUUCAACGUCACGAUUCACAGGGACUACGUCUUGGUCUCCUGCAACCUCAAGUUCCAGGAGCAGCCUGGGGGGCACAGCACCAGGAGCUGA
Apus apus (common swift) is the source of this 1389-nucleotide messenger RNA. RefSeq names its product protein TENP-like. NCBI's taxonomy places the organism in Eukaryota, Metazoa, Chordata, Aves, Apodiformes, Apodidae. Bases 1 to 1389 code for a protein of 462 amino acids. The transcript is spliced from 16 exons. Gene Ontology annotation, molecular function: lipid binding. The record is from RefSeq and is a predicted model, not a curated record.